GUCAUGUAUCAAUGUUGAUUAUCUACCCGACGUUGCUAAGGGUAUAAACCACAGUGCUGAGUAUGAAAAAACUAAAUCAUCACUCGAGAAUGUUCUCAUCGAAUUAAGAGGUGUGAUAGAAGCUAAAACAGAUAAUCUCAAAAUACUUCAGAAUGAUAAGGAGCAGUUAUUUGAAGAGAUAGAAAAUUUGAAAGCGGAAAUUCUAAUGAAGGUUGAAGAGCUUGUAGAAACCUCAAAACAACAAGUAUCAUUGAAGUAUCGAGAAGUAAAGAAACAUAUCCAGUUAGAUCUAGACACUUUAAACACUAUUUUAACAACGACAACAACAGAUCUCCAGAAACUGUCAGAAAAAAAUGAAUCCCAGUUGUUUGUAAAUCUCAAAGCAAGUAAAGUUUCUAUCAGGGAUUGUGAAACUUUUUUGAGUGAAUUAUCAACAGGUAACGUAAAUGAGAAGUUGGAAUUGGUAGCGAAUAACAGUUUGAAAGAUCAACUAAAUGACAUUGACAGUUUGGUUAUUGACACUGAUGUAAAGGAAUACAAAGCAACACUUUAUGGAAAAUACAAGAUCGAUCCGGAACAUUGUGAGGUAACUGGUAUAUGUGCUAUGGAUGAUGGUUCAUUUGUCAUUGCCGAUAUCACACAUUUAAAACUGAAGCGACUGAAUGAAAAAUUUUCGGUAACAGAAUUUGUUGAAGUAGAUGGAAAUCCAUACUCAUUAUGCAGAGUAGGACACAACGAGGUUGCAACGUACAUACUUGGAGGAGGUAUACAGCUUAUUUCUGUCGGAAACUCUAUGCAGUUGGCAUCGACAAUAAAUAUCAGCGAGUGUAAUAAUCCUGUUGGUGUUUGUUAUGAUACAACGCUCGACGCUUUCAUGUUAUGUGACGUAGGGAAAAUAUCAGUAUAUAGCAAGUCUGGUAACUUAAUAAAAACACUUGAGAAGAAUAAAAAUGAUGAUAAGCUAUUUACAGAAACAAGACAAGUAGCAAUGAACACAAAUACUCAGAUCAUGGUUGUUUCAAAUGGCACCGGAGAUAAUGUGAAGGCAUUGACAAGAGAUGGUGAAAUAGUUUGGACAUUUAGUGAUCCAUCAUUAGAGAGACCAUGGGGAAUCUGUAUCCUGCCAGGAGACAUAAUCUUAGCCGGUGGGGUAGGCUCAAACAAUGUACUGCAGGUUAACAAGAAAGGUGAAAAGAUCAGUGAACUGUUGGGAGCUUCUGAACAACUAAAUCAACCGUUUGCAUUGGCUUUUGACAAGACGAGUUCGCGGCUGUUAGUAGGGUGCAGUUCAAACGAAUUAUGCGUUUACACGUUAACAACUAAGACAUAAAUUAUACUUGGGGGAUAAUCAGAAACACAAUUAACUCGGUGUGACACUCUCAAACUUGGUUAUCAAUAUAGUUCUGUGACGAAAUAAAUGCUCUUUAUUUCAUUAUAUCUAUUCAAAUAUCUGGCAUGGAUUGCUAUCUCUUGCCUCUGAUAUUGUUUAUUGUUGAAUUGGUAAUUGAUUAUUUUCAAACUGAUAACUAUGUUUGAUAAAACAUGUGAAGUAUCGUAAUUAGAACUUAGUGUCAUAUUUUUAUUUAUUCUCUACUUAAAUUUAAGACAUUGGAGUUAUACAAUCCAAAAAAGGAUGCACAACACACAACGCUAAUUUCCGAUAUAAAUGUGAUUUUUUGUUAAAAAGAUGUAUCUGAUAAUACAAACUAUUAAUAUAUCCAUUUAUAUUAUUAAUAUAUUAAUUAAUAAAUAACAAAUAAUGAAAUUGUAUGCGUAUAUAAAUAACGGUCUUUAAUAUAUAUUAAAAAAAAUCUACCCCAUUCUAAAAUCAGAACAUUGGAUGCAAAUUAAUAUACAUUUAUAUAAUUUGAAACAAGGUUUGUUUGACGUGAUAACUGAUAUAAUGUUCUGUCAAAUGAUUGCCUCUUUAUCAAGGUUAACUGUGUAUAAUUUUGCUUUAUCACUACAAUGUACGUGGUAAAGAAUAUUUUAAAAAGUUAGUCACACUAUUUUUAAUGAUUGUAUAGUCUUUGUUAAUAAAUAUAAAACUUUGACCAUUACAUGUAAUCAAAGAACACCUGGAAGUAUUGCUUGCUGCAAAAUUGAUUCCUAACCAUUUUUAUCAUGUAACACUAACAUGCGUUUUUUGCAAAACUGAAGAAGACAAUUAAGUUCAAACAUAGUUCACAAUAUAAAUAUUUUAAAUAUUACUGGAGUUAUCUCAAGUUCUCAACAUUAUAAAACAGUUCCAGAAUAGUAAUUGUUUGUUCUAUUUGUACAGUUUAUAAAAAUCAGGCUAUUGUCACAAAGACAGUCAAAUUAUUGUAAAAAGGUUAAUUAUAUUCCAAGCAAAGUAUUAUGAUAAAAUGUGUUGACGACGUUACAUAUUUUGCUUGUGGAUUUUAUUAUGCAAUUGUAAAUAAUGAGAGUGCUUAUUUGUAUACACAUGUAUAACUGUUCGAUCUUACAGUUCUACAGAAAUAAGCUUCAUAUGAAAUUCAUAUUGUAUACAUGUAUAACUAUAGUGUUAAAUUUCAUGAAAUGAACAAAGCAAAAUGGGUUCAUAAAACGGCGUAUGGAUCAUAGAAAAUACUACGUUACAUAACAACAGCAGAACAAACCAGCUAGCAUCUCAUCCAUUAUAAGUUUGACAGCUACGUACUCGUCCAAUAAAAUUCAAUAAUGUACUCAUCAAUGUUAUUUCACAUCAUCAAUGUCCAUCAUUUUGACAUAACUUUGUUAUUCUGAGUACAAUAUUGAUUUGAUAUGGAUAUUAACCAAAUAAUCAUAAGUUUAACUAAUACUUUUACAUGAGAGUAAUAAGUUAAACUUAUGAUAAUUUUGAUGUAACAGUUAAUAAUUUUAUCAGUUCCCAAUACUUAUUUCAGUUCUUGAUAACGUUCGCAUUGGCGUAUUUUACACUUCAAAGUCAACUAAAAACGCACAAGGUUACUAAUUUGUUGCGUUCAUUUACGCACGAUGUAAAGAAAUUAAGAAAAGAAUGAAAAUUCGAAGCGUAUUUAGUGUGUACUUUAAUUUUCUAAACAGCUGAUUCCGCUUCCGUUUAACAGUUGACUGUAUAUCUAUAUUUUCCAAUUAAUAUCCAAUUUAAGUACAAGUACUAAACUUUUUUAGAAAAGUUAAAAGAUUCAAGAUAAAAGUAAAAAAAAGUCCAUGUUAUGUGUGAUAAAUGACCAAUUUUGCAAUAUUUUCACCUUACUUCUACUGCGUUAUGGCUAUUUUUGCAUAUUUACAACACUUAUUUGUAAUUUACAUGGGUUGUAAGUAAUGUUUGCAAUGUGAAAAUUAUUUUCUAAUACAUUUUCAAAAUUUUCAUGAAAAUUAGCAUGAAUCUGGAUGUGUACUGCUUUAAUG
Messenger RNA from Ruditapes philippinarum (Manila clam), 3375 nucleotides. RefSeq lists its product as uncharacterized. The annotation marks the transcript as partial. NCBI's taxonomy places the organism in Eukaryota, Metazoa, Mollusca, Bivalvia, Venerida, Veneridae. The record is from RefSeq and is a predicted model, not a curated record. The transcript has a single exon.